Molecule: messenger RNA, 1229 nt
Organism: Elaeis guineensis (African oil palm)
Lineage: Eukaryota; Viridiplantae; Streptophyta; Magnoliopsida; Arecales; Arecaceae
Biological process (GO): mitochondrial proton-transporting ATP synthase complex assembly
Cellular component (GO): mitochondrion
Source: RefSeq, a predicted model, not a curated record
CCUGCAAACAAUUAGCUCGUUUGCCAGCCCUAAACUGAAGUACUUAGACUAGCACAUUUCACGUACAUAUCGCCAACAGAAUAAGAAACUUUAAUCCUAGCCCGAAGAUUCUCGUUUUGGGUCAAGUGUCAUGGAUGGGUCUGGUUGGGGUUGCUAACCCAAACCAAAACAAACGAUUCAUCUGCCACCGAGCGGUGUGUCGUCUCAAACCCUGCGAAACCCACCACCCAUUCGACGUUUUGCUACGAUGCGCAGCCUUCUGACGGGAGUCCUCCGGUCUUCCAAGUCUUCGAUCUCACGAUCUUCUCUCUGCCGCUCUCCUCUUCCUCCUCCCUCCCUUCCUUGUUUUUCUUCUCGCAAGCCCUACUUCCGCGUUGGUGGCUUCUUCUCCCACGAGACCUUAACACAGAAGGCCAUUCCAGGCGAUUUCCUGAAAUGGGCAGCGAUGGGCUUCCAGCGAGGGUCGAGAUUCGCCGCCGGUUACACCCCUCUUCAGCCCAAGCCCUUGGACUCCAUCAUCGACAUCGAAAGGGCCAAAACCCGCUCGACCGAGGACCUCGUUUCCAUCUGGGAUGACUAUCAUUUGGGAAGAGGUCAUGUAGGUGCAUCCAUGAAAGCUAAGUUGUACCAUCUAAUGGAGCAAAGAUCAAUUAAUUGCCGGCAUUUCGUUAUUCCUUUGUGGAGAGGGAGUGGCUAUGCCAAUAUGUUCAUUCAAGUGCAGAUGCCACACAUCCUCUUCACUGGCCUUGAGGAUUAUAAGGCGAGAGGAACACAAGCAAGUCCUUAUUUCACUGUCACCCAUUACACAGAGUUUUCAGAAAGCAAGGAUGUGGUGCUAAUUCGUGGUGAUGUCGUGUUUACCAGCAAGCUCAGUGACUCAGAGGCAAGAUGGCUUCUGGAUACUGUUCAAUCUUUCUAUCUGAAUGAUGUGCGGUACAAGCUUGUCGAGCGGUUCAACAAAGAGACCCAUGAGUUUGAGUUCAAAGAUGUUCUCCAGGCACUUGAAAUGCCCACAGUGUGAUUCCUACCUGACUCAUUCUGUUUUCUGAAAAUUAUCCUUUUUCUUCUUAGCAAAGAAGUUAUUAAUGGAGAGCAAAUCAUUAGGGAAAUGAUAUUUGUUUGUUGCAACCGUCCAUUUUUUCCUGACAUCUGUGCCAUGGUUGAAAAUGGGGUGAGGUAUUGGGGUUUGUUAUGUUAUUUGAUGGAAGGUAUUUAGCUUCAUUUUUGCC